AUAACAUUACAAGCAUUCCCAGCCAUCCUGUUCGCCUCUUUCUCUUAGCUCAUAUUCUAACCUCUGUAUACUACACGCUGCCUCAUGGUAAACAGCCAAGCAAUUCGUCGGGUCAUACGAGAGGUAGCUGCUCUUCGAAGCAGUCCACCGGAGGGAAUACGACUUGUUACCUCGGAGGAGAAUAUGUUGGAUAUAACAGGAAUCAUUGCUGGGCCGACAGGCACGCCAUAUGAAGGGGGUUAUUUCCGUGUUGAAUUCCAAUUUGGCGAUGAAUUCCCUGCUGUUCCACCCAAAUGUCAAUUUGCUACCCGAAUAUUUCACCCCAACGUCUCGAAAACAGGAGAAAUUUGCGUGAAUACUCUUAAGAAAGAUUGGAAAUCAUCGUUUGGCAUUGAGCACAUUUUGGUUACCGUAAAGUGCCUCCUGAUAUACCCGAAUGGCGAAUCAGCCCUCAACGAAGAGGCCGGAAAGCUCAUAUUAGAACGUUAUGAAGAUUUCGCGCGACAAGCGAAGCUGAUGACAUCGAUACACGCCACGCCGAAGGUGAGGGAGUGUGUAAGCCUUCGGACACAUUAAUAGACUUUCACCAGCGACCGCCUUCGGAGUUCAUGGAUACUACAAAACAAGAAAGUGAAAAGACAGUGGAAAUCGAACCUCUUAUACCACUAGCACCCAGUGCACAAGUGCCUGUAAACGCGCCACAGCUGGACUACGUUCCCCCUCCUUCCCCGGCCCCGUCCCAGGGAUUUUCACCCGUACCACAAGCUGCAUUUUCGCCCGCGCCCGAAGUCUAUCGUAUACCCACGCCCAGAGGUUCACCGGAAAGGUUUUCUGUUGUACAGCAUCCGCCACCGUUUAUGAGAUCGCAAUUGGAUCGCCCACGAAGCAGCAGCCCCAUUGGACUGGUUGAGCAGAAACGCCUCGCGAGGAUAGCGUUGGCCGAGAAGAUAGAGCGAGACAAAAGAUGGGGUGGUCCAAAACGGAGGGGCCUACGACGGUUAUAAUAUAGCUGUUCCAUGUUGUAUUCUAUCUUUUCACGCGGGUGUGGAUGAUGACCCACCGUGACCUUCACGCACGAACUGCUGUAUUUGGAUUGGAUCCAUUUAUUGUACCAUUUGCGCAAUGUAUCAUCCACACUUGAGAUACUCAUAAUGCAAAUACAACCGGUGGAUGUCCGGUCGUAUUC
Messenger RNA from Dacryopinax primogenitus, 1186 nucleotides. RefSeq names its product ubiquitin-conjugating enzyme E2s. The coding region runs from base 85 to 576 and encodes 163 amino acids. The record is from RefSeq and is a predicted model, not a curated record. NCBI's taxonomy places the organism in Eukaryota, Fungi, Basidiomycota, Dacrymycetes, Dacrymycetales, Dacrymycetaceae. The transcript is spliced from 6 exons.